UUCUAAGUCUCCGAUGCUCAGUCCAAGUUGAAGCUUGGGCCAUCACUUUCAAACCUAUACCAAAAACCAAUAUAUAUAUACAACCUGAACUUGUUGCAUGAUAUUCACCCAAAUAGCAUAAACAAACAAACAAUAGACUUCAUUACUAGACUUUCUACUAAUUCCCUUCGUAUCUAUCUGCUCAAAUAUAAUGUCUCUUGGCAAAAAGCUAACCAAUGGCACAACUCACACUACCUGCAGCAACCAUUUGCCCAAACGCAUAAUCCUAGUCCGACAUGGUGAAUGUUUAGCAAAUACUGACAUUAACGUCUACGGAACAACCCCAAAUCACAAAAUUGAACUGACCCAAAAAGGGAUUGAGCAAGCCAAGCAAACUGGCUCCCUCAUCAAGAAACUGAUCACUUCUGAAAAUGCUGUUGAAUCUAACAAUUGGAAGGUCUUCUUCUAUGUUUCACCUGCAGAGCGCACCAGAAGGACGUUGAGAGAGAUCGGCCAGUCGUUCCCGAAAAGGAAAGUGAUGGGAGUGAAGGAAGAGUACAGGCUCAGAGAAUUGAGUUUUGGUAACUAUCAUGACCCUGCAAGUAUUGCAAAGGUUAAAGAGGAACGAGUGACGUACGGGAGGUUUUAUUAUAGAGUUACUGGAGGUGAAACUGGGGCUGAAGUUUAUGACCGCAUAUCAAGUUUUGUUGAAUGCUUAAGGAGGGACAUAGAGAUGAAGAAGUUUUGUGAGGAUCCAUCUCAAGAGACCAACAUCAUAAUUGUUACACAUGGACUGAGCAGUCGCAUCUUUCUAAUGAAAUGGUUCGAGUGGACUAUUGAGCAGUUUGAGGAUCUUAACAGGAUGAGAACUUGUGAAUUUCAAGUGCUGCAAUUAGGGCAGGGAGGGGAAUACAGCCUAGCAUUUCAUCACGACGAUAAGAAGCUCAAGGAAUGGGGAUUAUCCCUUGACAUGAUAGAGGAUCAGAAACGUAGAGCUUAUGGCCCUAUUCUUAAUUCUCUGGAACUUUGUGAUUUAGUAUAUCCUUACAUGGAUUGCUUUGCACAAGAUUCAGAUGAAGAGAAUACUAUUAUCUAGUCCUUUUAAGGAUAUCUCUACUGAUGGAGUAGCUCUAUAUUAUACUUAUGUAAACAAUAAGAUUUUUAACAACUAAAAGUCUCUCUCUUUUUUGUCUUUUUCUUUUUUC
Molecule: messenger RNA, 1184 nt
Organism: Nicotiana tabacum (common tobacco)
Lineage: Eukaryota; Viridiplantae; Streptophyta; Magnoliopsida; Solanales; Solanaceae
Product: phosphoglycerate mutase-like protein AT74H
Molecular function (GO): catalytic activity
Source: RefSeq, a predicted model, not a curated record